AUGGCACGCACGGGCCGGCUAGCAGCACUAGUCGUCAGCUGCAUCUUCCUCCUGUACUACGUUGCCGCCCCGUCCAUGGCGUCCGGCGCCGGCUUCCUCCAGUGCCUCAAGACAAGCAUCCCCAGCAAUCUCGUGCUCACGCGAGGCUCUCCCUCGUUCGAGCCGGUCCUGGUCUCCUCCAUCCGGAACGCCGAGCAGCUGGGUCCGGCGAAGGCGAAUCCCCCGCUGUCCAUCGUGACCCCGACCAACUACUCCCACGUCCAGUCCGCCGUGCGCUGCUCCGCCCGGCACGGCGUGCGGCUCCGCGUGCGCAGCGGCGGCCACGACUACGAGGGCCUCUCCUACCGCUCCACCUUCACCCACGACCACGAGCCCUUCGCCGUGGUCGAUCUCUUCAACCUCCGGCAUAUCAUGGUCGACUCGGUCACGCCGACGCCCAUGGCCUAUGUCCAGUCCGGCGCGACCCUCGGAGAGCUCUACUACGCCAUCGGCAAGCAGGACCCGAAGCUGGCGUUCCCGGCCGGCUUGUGCCCGACCAUCGGCGUGGGCGGGCACUUGAGCGGCGGCGGGAUCGGUCUCAUGAUGCGCAAGUACGGGAUCUCUGCCGACAACGUCAUCCACGCCACCAUUGUUGAUGCAGCCGGGAACUUGCUUGAGGGCAGGGAGGCCAUGGGAGAGGACCUGUUCUGGGCCAUCCGUGGCGGCGGCGGCGGGAGCUUCGGGAUCGUGUUAUUAUGGCAGGUCCAGCUGUCCCCGGUCCCACCCAAGGUCGUCUUCUUCCAGGUGGCCAAGACUAUGGCGCAGGGCGCCGCGAGACUCGUGAGCAAGUGGCAGACGGUGGCCCCGGCGCUCCCCGACGACCUCAGCUUGCGGGUGCUCGUCGUGAACCGGACGGUCAGAUUCCAGGGCCUCUACAUCGGAGACGGCGGCUGCCACGAAGCGCUCAAGAUAAUGACCCAGAGGUUCCCGGAGCUGGGAGCCACGGCCAACGACUGCCGGGAGAUGAGCUGGCUGGAGUCCACGGCGUACGUAUACUUCGGCCAGUUCGGCAAUGCCAGCACGCCCGUCGAGGCGCUGCUGAACCGGACGUUUCCCGUGGGCUCGUUUCUGAAGCACAAGUCGGACUAUGUGAAGACGCCCAUCCCGGAGGCGUCGUGGGAGAAGAUCCUGUCCUGGCCCUUUGGGGGAGCCACGGACGGGCAGCUCAUGCUAGAGCCGCAUGGCGGGAGUAUGGGUGCCGCCUUUAAGGAUUUCGAGACGCCCGGGCCCGGGCCCUACCCGCACCGACGCGGCGUGCUCUACAACAUCCACUACAUCGAGGUGUAUUCAGAGAACCUGAGCACCAACCCGCCGAGCUGGAUCACGGGGCUCUAUGAUUUCAUGGAGCCGCUGGUGAGCAGCAACCCGAGGAGCGCGUACGUCAACUACCGGGAUCUCGACAUCGGCGUCAACAAGGACGGCGUGGCGAGCUACGAGAGCGCCAAGGUGUGGGGGGAGAGGUACUUCGGGGCGGCCAACUUCGAGAGGCUCGCGAGAAUCAAGGCCAAGGUCGAUCCGAAGAACCACUUCCGCCAUGAGCAGAGCGUGCCGCUGAUCUUCUAA
This is a messenger RNA of Brachypodium distachyon (stiff brome), 1602 nucleotides long. RefSeq names its product berberine bridge enzyme-like 18. Gene Ontology annotation, molecular function: oxidoreductase activity; FAD binding. The record is from RefSeq and is a predicted model, not a curated record. NCBI's taxonomy places the organism in Eukaryota, Viridiplantae, Streptophyta, Magnoliopsida, Poales, Poaceae. Bases 1 to 1602 code for a protein of 533 amino acids. The transcript has a single exon.